AAAAUUUUGUAAAUGUAUAAAUACACAUAAAACAUCGCGUACAGAUCACUUUUUUAAUCAGUAAAUUUAUUCAUUUCAUGAACGUUAGUUCAAUAUACACAUUUAUUUGCUGAACACGUCAAAUGAAAUUACUCGAAUCAUCAAAAAUGCGUUUAUCUUUGUGUAUCUUCUUUAUAAUUACCUUUAUUUACACUGUUGCAAGUGUCAACAUGCCAUGCAAAUUGCCAAUUGAUUAUAACAUGUCACAAAAUAUCGAGAAAUUUAGUUCUAAAUUGUAUAAGGAAAUUCCAAAACGACCGAAAGAAAAUCUUUUAAUUUCUCCACUUGCUAUUGGAUACCUUUUGUCCUUAUUUGCAAUAAAUUCAACUAACGAGUCACUUGACGAAUUAUCAACAGUUCUUGAUAUACAUAGAAAUUUAAUAGAAAAACAUUACAAUUGCUAUUUAGAGAUUUUAAAUAAAGACUCAACAUUUAACCUUUCAAAGGGAAUAAUUUCAAAUGAUAGUACUUUCAGAGCAGAGGUGACUAAUAAAAUUCAAGCUACUAGCUUGAACAUAGUGAACUUGAACAACUAUACUGUUAGUAUCAGCUUCAAUCCUAAAUGGGAAGAACGAUAUUCUGUGAUUAGUUCAACUAAAGGAACUUUUUUUACUUCUGGAUUAAUGAAUUAUUAUGUCACAAUGUUGAGCUUAGAAAGUUAUUUUACACAUGGAAACAUUUCUGGUAUACCUGCUUCAUUUAUAGAACUUCCUUUCAAGAAUGAUUUUUACAUGCUUAUUGUCCUUCCCCAUGAAAUAAAUGGUAUUGAAAGUGUUGAACAAUCUCUGGGAUCAUUAACUAUUGAAGAGAUUACACGAAAUAAUGAAAAAACUCAUCUUGAUGUAAAUUUACCUCUAUUUGAAAUUGACGUUACAACGGAUGUUACUCAAGUUUUAAAAAAGAUGGGUAUACAAAAUUUGUUUAACACAAAUUCAGAAUAUUUAUUUAGAGAUGUUUUUAAACAAAAUUCUUAUAUUAGAGUAAAAGACUCUCAUGGAGACGAUGAUUCAGAAAAUGGCGGAUUUUCUUUUAUUCCUAUUUCACUAGAUAGUGGAAAGAUUUAUAACAUCAAUCGUCCUUUUCAUUAUAAAAUAAUUAAACGAUAUUCAUCUGAAGAAAAUGUAGUUCUUUUUGUUGGAAAUGUUAAGAGCUUCUAGAAAAAAAAACUUAAAAACUAAAUAGAAGAGGAAAAUAAAAUUUCUACUGUGUCUGGUGUUUUAAUAAAGUACAAAAAGUUUAAAAUGAAUUUUUUUUCCAUUACUAUUUAAAAAAAAACAUAAAAGCAAAGUUUUAUUUUAUAUAGAAAAAAGUAAAAAACAAUUUUUUAUUUGAA
Leptopilina boulardi is the source of this 1372-nucleotide messenger RNA. Its product is annotated as antitrypsin-like. The transcript has 8 exons. The record is from RefSeq and is a predicted model, not a curated record. Bases 123 to 1196 code for a protein of 357 amino acids. Gene Ontology annotation, molecular function: serine-type endopeptidase inhibitor activity. NCBI's taxonomy places the organism in Eukaryota, Metazoa, Arthropoda, Insecta, Hymenoptera, Figitidae.